Penicillium pulvis is the source of this 348-nucleotide messenger RNA. RefSeq lists its product as uncharacterized. The record is from RefSeq and is a predicted model, not a curated record. The coding region runs from base 1 to 348 and encodes 115 amino acids. The transcript has a single exon. Lineage: Eukaryota; Fungi; Ascomycota; Eurotiomycetes; Eurotiales; Aspergillaceae.
AUGGUCGAGGUCGUCGCAGGGAUUGUUGAUGAAUGCCGACGGCAGUGGGUUCUCGCUUGUCAAUCUCUCGAAUACGUGGUGCCAAUUGUUAGAGUCAUGGUAGAUGAAGAAGCGAUGAUUUUCGCGAUCCGCCACAUUGACCUUGUUGAUCUUCAUUUUGAUCAAGUCGUAUAUAGGUCGGGCAAAGCCUUCGGGGCCACCUGCGCCCAUCACAGCGAUGCAAUUGCUAUCUCCGAGAUGGUCGGCGAUAACAUCCAGAGCUUUGAUGAUCCGCUGAGCCUGGGCAGUCUGGAUCGUUCGCAAAGCUAUAUUCCAGCAUUCAAGGUAAUUGAUGCGAUCGAAGAGUGA